Fusarium redolens is the source of this 4030-nucleotide messenger RNA. Its product is annotated as ankyrin repeat-containing domain protein. Bases 105 to 3692 code for a protein of 1195 amino acids. The record is from RefSeq and is a predicted model, not a curated record. The transcript is spliced from 4 exons. Gene Ontology annotation, cellular component: cytoplasm. NCBI's taxonomy places the organism in Eukaryota, Fungi, Ascomycota, Sordariomycetes, Hypocreales, Nectriaceae. Gene Ontology annotation, molecular function: protein binding.
AUUCAAUCCCAGUCACUUAUAUUUCGGUUCAGAACCUGCACUGUCGAAGUUACUUUUGAGUCUUCACCCAUGGAGCAACCGCGACGCCGUCCCAUUGAGGAGCAAUGGCUCCAGGUGAAGGGAUUGAUUCGACGACAUUACCUCGCAAACGACAUGUCUCUCAAAGACCUCACAGCCUUACUGUGUGGCAAAGGUCUUCCGAUUACGCCCAACUGGAGUACAAAUUGAAGAAAUGGAAGAUGUCAAAGAACAUCGACGACGAGGCAUGGAAGUCUACUGAUCAUGUCAUCACGAAACGGAAGCGCCAAGGCAAGGAUAGCGAAGUAAUUCACUGCGGCAAGCGAUUGAAACAGUCGACAGUCAACAAGGAGACAAACCGUCAUCGCGAUGUGAGCAUUUUCGCUCGAUCUGCUCUAGAAAGCCCACCUCCCCUCUCUCCAACGAAUACGCAGCUCAUCGUCUGUACUCCGCCGCCAUUCCCCAUGGAGUUCGAGUGGCCAAGCACAUUACCAUGGCUUAACUUCCAAGACAUCUUCCUAACCUGGGCGUCAAAGUUUGGUCAGGUAAAUACUCUUCAGUCUAGCACGAUGACUGAGCCUGAGACACCACAUGUUGGUACCCUUUUGCAAACAAUCGCGGAAGGCCGGGGAGUUCAAACAAUUGACGCACCGAGGCGAAUUUCGAGAUUAGCUGCCAAUAUCGGCAAAAAGAUGCCAGAGUUCUAUCCCGGAGAGCACUUGCAAACCGUCCAUGUUCUUGUCACCAGCUCCGGAAUAGAGCCUAUGAUUGAGUGCCUGAGAAUCGUCAUCUAUCAGAUAUCCAAUAAUGCGAUGGACCCGCUCUGGAGUGCCCAACGAUGGGAAGCAACUUUUGACCUCUUCUCUCGCGCUGGUCUUCUGAACACCGCGCUUGACCUCAAAGGAGUUAGAGAACGAAGCUUGACUGUCAGAGCAUUCAUGGACAACCUGUUCCGAGCCGCCAUUGUCGCCGUCACCGGUGGCAUGGUAUUAAGGGAGAAAAACACUCGGGAGAGAGCUCUGGGCCUGAUCAAGUGGCUCUUGUCUUCAGGCCAAGAUCCAAAUAUCCGUAUGCAUGACGCAACGCCUCUCGAGCGAGCUGUUGGAGCUGCACAGCCCGACCUGACCGAGCUUCUCCUGAUUGCGGGUGCUGACCCCGAUGUUGCUGGUAAUUGGUCUCACCAUAGAUCGCUCAUGGAUCUCAUGCUGGCUUAUGAAGGCCCUAAUGACAAUAAAGUGCGGAUCAUCAAGCUCUUGUUACCGCACACUCGCUCGACCAACCUAGAAAAGGUCCUCCAUGCAGCCAUCAAGCUACGCGACCCAGAUCUCGUCGAACAAGUCGUGGAACGUGGACCGUAUCUUCUUGCCAGUACAGCCAGAGCCGAAUACCCAAUCUGUCACGACACCGCCUUGAGCGUCGCUGCUGCGGUCGAUAUUGAUGCUACGACUUCUAUCUUGCGUCAUAUCGAGGUCCAAUAUCCAUCCAGGCCGACGUCGGCGUUUAUUACUCAGGAUGUUUUCAUCGCAGCGGCUAGCGCAGGAAAUACCGAUGUGGUAUUAUUUCUCCAUGGCAUCAGCCCUACUGGCGGCUCUCCCAACCUGAAACUCAUUACAUCUCUACAGGCAGCAGUAAGCAGAGGUCACCUGGGAACCUGCCAAUUGCUUCUUCAGCUCUAUGGCGGGCUAUCAGCUGCUCUCAUCUACAUUGCAUGCCAUCAUGGCCAUUUGGAUCUUUUGCAGUACCUCCUCGAGAAUGGGCUCUCGGUCAAUGAACCCAUGACUUCCAAAGACGCACAAGCCUGUUGCGCCUUAUGCAAGGAGUUCGUUAAGGUCAAUGUCAGCAGCGGACAACCUGUAACGGCUCUACAAUAUCUUUUGAAGUAUUUGGAUUUGGAUUUUUACCCGAAGUAUUUUCGUCUUGGAUAUCCCCCAGGCUGGCUUGAGCUUUUGAUCAGACGGGGUGCUGUGUUGCCCCGGGGCUCGGUUGUCAGGUUUGCCAGAAUGUGGUGGGAUAAAGCAUUGUUAGCUGCUUUGGACGCCGGCGGAAGCGCAAAUGAAACAAGCCCUAACGGUGAGAGUGCACUUCAUUGUACUUUAAGAUAUACCUGGACUGGAGAUUUAGCCAAACAACUUGCUACUGUCAAAACUCUCCUGGAGAGAGGUGCACAGGUACGUGGAGGGGAGGUCCUUCAAGCGAUGACGAUUCGAGACCGGCACCUUGUCCGACUUCUUCUACGUCAUGGAACAAGAUUAUUUGACACACAUGAGAACAGGGGGCAUACUCUUGACGCAGCAAUCAUGUUGAACAAUGACAAACUGCUCGAAAAGGUGGUUGCGAAAUUGCCCGGGUACUACGACGCAGGGUCGCUGUGCGCAGCGGUUAAAACUGGAAACAUACGGAUCAUCAACCUGCUUUUAGCCAACCGGCCCCAGAAAGUAGAGGCCGAUUUGCUGGAGGGCACCGCGGUUGGUCUGGCUGCGGAAUCGGGAGAUAUCCAGCUGGUGCGAAAACUCCUUGAACAUCUCGGAAAACCGGAUUCUGCAUUAAUUCAAUGCAGCAACGGUGACGGAAUUGUGUUCUUCCACUGCGAUUCGAGUUUUUGGCGUCAAAACCCUAAAAUGCUUAUCGAGGCUAAUCCGCUCGCCCUGGCUGUCUCCGAGCCCACCGAGGACGACAUCGGGGAUCUUUCUCUCUCCGAGGACGACACCAAGGGUUUCUCUGAACUGCUAGAAAAUGGCUACCGAUCUGACAGACUUACCUGGUUAAGGGUCCUAAGUUUAGGGCACUACUCAUGCCUGUACCUGGAGAGGCUAUUACAUUUCAAGCAACGACUGGAUGGCGUCCCACCGCAUCCGCUGGAAACGGUGUCCUUGCUCUGUGACUUCAUCAGGAAUGAAAACAAAGACGUGCUACACUACCUGUUAAAGGCCGGGGCAGACGCCAAUGAAUACAAUCGUACCGGUAUUGGUCGACCGGGCAACCGGUCCCCUCUUCAAAUGGCUGUUCAGUUUGGCAACUUGGACAUUAUCGAUCUCCUUCUACAAGCCGGAGCACAUCUCAAUGCUCCACCAUCAUUCUUUAGAGGGGCCACAGCUUUGCAGAUUGCCGCUAUCCAAGGUAAUCUUGGGCUGGCGAAACAGUUGCUCGAUCUUGGUGCCCGCAUAAAUGCUCGGGGGGCGAGACAGUGUGGGAGAACGGCAUUAGAGGGAGCCGCAGAGCAUGGAAGGCUUGAUAUGCUGCAACUGCUGCUUCAUUCCGGAGCCCUCACCACUGAAGCUGGACAACUUCAGUUUGUACGAGCGGUCCACUUCGCAGAGCAAAGUGGGCACGAUGCUGCGGCGGACUUAUUGCGGCAGUCACGACAGUGGACAGAUGAGGAUGCAGAUCUGUAUGAAAAGAGAUCCCCUCGAUGCGGCGACAACUGUUUUGAAGAGUUUGUCUUUGACGAUGGACAGUCAGGCUGGAUAUGUUUGGACGACGAAAAUGGCCGGGCUCAUUGCUGUGAUGAGAUACACAGUGCUGGAGAUGAAUGCAUACAUGACUAUACAGAGAUCGAAGAUAUGUGGUACACCGAUAGAACCAGAGAAAUGGAUGCCUUGAAAUCCGGAGAGUCGUACGAUGAAUUGGAUGAGUGCGAGGAAUCUGUCAAUGGAUCUGAUGAGGAUCUGCUAUGAAGAAUUAAUAGGGGGCAUGACCCUACUACUACUCCACCUCUUGUCGCAAUAGCUGCGGUCGGGGACGUGUUGGAGUCUCAUAGGGAUCUGGGUAGAGAUCGGAGUAUCCACUUGUUCGUUGACGUUUUAAGGGGCUCAAUGUUUCAUCAGAAAGGCAACAUCAACGCGGAUCGUUAAGCAAUGGAUCAACUGUGUCGGCAGGAUGGGUUAUUAGAUAGUAGGGUUUCAAUUCCUCAAGCUAUAUAUCCAGAGAUAAAAAUGCAAUACAAGCAUACACAGAUAAAAUAGAUAUAAUUUCAUAAAGAUAUUAAUGUUAGGGGGUUAAUGCAUAGAUAAAG